Messenger RNA from Talaromyces rugulosus, 330 nucleotides. RefSeq lists its product as uncharacterized. The transcript is spliced from 3 exons. Gene Ontology annotation, biological process: ribosomal small subunit assembly; translation. The coding region runs from base 1 to 330 and encodes 109 amino acids. Gene Ontology annotation, molecular function: RNA binding; structural constituent of ribosome. Gene Ontology annotation, cellular component: ribosome; cytosolic small ribosomal subunit. The record is from RefSeq and is a predicted model, not a curated record. NCBI's taxonomy places the organism in Eukaryota, Fungi, Ascomycota, Eurotiomycetes, Eurotiales, Trichocomaceae.
AUGUUCACCUCCAGCCCGUCGCAAAGAACAGCAGACCCGGCAAUAUUCCAAAUACAGCACAAUGUUUCCUACGAGGUGCCUGUUGGGGCGCUCAGUGUGGAAAGCCUACCUCUACCUCGCACACUCCCUCCUCCGCCCGGCACGCCUCCCAUCCGGACACAGGCUCGCUCUGCGACAAUCUUGCCUAAUUUCGUCGGCUUGCGGUUCGCCGUUCACAAUGGGAAGAUUUAUCAAGAUGUUAUAAUCACGGAAGAGAUGGUGGGGCGCAAAUUGGGAGAAUUUGUUGGGACGCGGAAACGGUUUACUUACAAGCAGUCCAAGAACAAAUAG